GUUCUUACAUAGGUAAACACAAUUUCAAAAGCAAUUUCUGCCAACGUACGGACGAUAACUGGUAGACAUUCGGCUACAAGCCAUCUUCUCAUAAUGGCAUCAAAAUCCUCGGAAGAGCUUGAUUGGAAGAGUAUUAUCAAUCCUUUUAAAUCAUUAAUUAUUAAACUGCACAAUGACAUGGUAGAGAAAGAUUUGGAAAAGGCCAAAUUCUACUCAAGACAAAAGUUAGGAAGUCCAGUAUUAGAAAAAAUACAAACACCGCUUGAACUGUUUCAAAAACUGGAAGACUAUAAUAUUAUCACGGAAGACGACACUUCAUUCCUGGAGCAGAUUUGCCAACAUAUUAAACACAAUAUCGGCCUACAUGAAAUACAAGAGUACAAGAGUAUGAGAAAGGUGCACAGAGAAUUUGAACAUCUCCUGGCUGUUAAAAGCGACCCGUUAUUUGUUGGAAGAGACGAUGAGCUGAUGAGGAUAAUGAAGGCAUUUGUGGAACUUGUGGAACCGGCAGGUGGGUGUUGCUGCGUGGUUCUCGCUGGUCCGCCUGGCAUCGGUAAAACUAAGAUAUCCAUCAAGACUUGUGCAAUCUUCUCCCCCUAUUUUAAGGAUGGUGGCGUUGUUAAGUCUUAUCUUGUGAAUUUGAGGAAUGUGGCAUCAUUUGGCGAGGCUGGAGCAGCCAUCAUGAAUGCAAUUGGCUUUAAAGAAAUAUCGCCCACCACGUUUAGUAUCGAUGAUUUAUUGCAAUAGAUGCCACCACAAGAUUCAGAAACCAUUAUCUAUUUAGAUAACGCAGAUGACAUUCUUAGGCCAAGAAGUACAUCACGUGAUGAUUUUACGAACUUUCUUUGUGAAUUCCUUGAGGAAAGUAAACAGCGAAUAAAGUUUUUGAUUACUACCAGGUACAAGAUUGAUAGUGACGUCCUAAUUGAACGUGAAAACUUCCAUCAACUUGAUCUAAAACCACUCGAGUUAUCAGAUGCUGAGUCACUUCUACGCCGCUCUUCUGGGAUUCUUAGCCUAGACGAUGGAUUAUGCACUAGUUUGGUGUCUGUGUGUGGUCGUAACCCACAUGCAAUCAGAGCAUUGGCAAGCCGUCUGAAACAGGGGCAGAUCAAACCAAAGGAAUUACUGGAAAUUCUGCAGAAACCUGUUCCAGAUAGUCGGAUUCUUGAUUGUCGGUACCAAAUGAACAUGACAGAGGAUGGUCAGGAGAUCGAGCAGCAAGAAAGUGUGCUCAGAUGCCUUCGUGUUUUAUUUAAUCAACUCGAUAAAGAUUCAAAGAAAUACUUAAUCAAGUUGUCUGUGUUUCCAAGUUUCUUUUACGAGGAAGUUGCAACCGUCAUUCUUGAUAAAGAUGAAAGUAUGAUUAGUUUGUAUCUGCAGGAUCUCUGUAUCUACGGGGUAUUGGAAUUCGAAAAGCUUGACCAGUUCGUAAACAUUGCAUCUGGUGCAGGUAAUUUUAACCAGUACAAUUUACAUACAUUGGUGAGAAUGACAUGUGCAGGUGCAACAAAAGAAGAUGACUCUCUCAGAAAACUUAGAGACACGGCAAUGGCAGCGUUUCUUAAGCACUACCAUCAGGUGUUAAAUAACAUUUCUGAAGUUGCAAACGUGAAUUUUAGGGAAGGCCUUGAAAUGUACCAGAACGAUAAAGUCAAUUUGAUGCAAUAUAUUGAGCAUGCAGCAAAGAUCCAGUCACAACAAACCGCUAAAGAAUUGGACUUUUCUAAAGAAGAUAAACGAUAUCUCAUAAUCGAGAAUUUGGUUGAUGCAGAUCGAAGAUCAGAAUAUUUUAAGAACGCUUUAGCUAAGGCUGAAAAGGAGAAAGACGGGAUCACAUACAGUUUAAUAUGUGCAUGGCUUGGUGAACAGUACAUAAGCCAAGCUAAGUUGGAGGAGGUGCACGAAAUUGUAGACAAGGGGUUGACAACGUUGGAAAAACUAAACGCAAGCGAGAAACAUCAUAAGAAUGCAAUGAUAGCUAAGGCAGCCUGUUUGUACGUAAAAGGGCGAGCAUUUGCUAACCAGCGAGAGUACAAUGACAGUCUGGACAGUCUUCAAAAGUCGUUGGAUAUACGAACGAAACUCGAGGGAGAUCACACGAUGACUGCUCGCACUCUUAAUGCAAUCGGUAACGUGUUUUAUCUUCAGAAGAAACUUCGGGACGCCCAACGCUAUCACGAACAGGCAUGGGAAAUGAUUAAAAAUAUUACAGAAGGCAAACCUGAAGUGCAUUUGGAUUCCUCUGUGUAUGUUAUGAACUUGGGCGCCUGCUUUAGAAGCUGGGGUAAUCGGUACAUGGAUGCAAACGAACCAGAAAAGGGAGAGCAACAAUAUAAUAAGGCUCUGGAGUGGUUUGAUAAGGCCUUAGAAAUGCAGCACAAUAGUUUCCCUGGGUUGGAAAUCGAGCAGACGGCAAAGAUCUUAAAGAACAGGGCGCUUUGUCACUUUGAAUUGGAGGAUUACAGUGAAGCAUUACCUGAUGCAGAGAAAAGCUUAAGAAUUAUUCAGCGUAUUUUCAAAAAAGAAAACCCAGAAACAGCAAGAUGCCUGUUCUUCGUUGGUACUACUCAUCAUCACAUUGGCAAGAAAAUACUGAAGUCUACCGAAGUUUCAGAAGACGAGAAAGCUGAUGCUCAUAAAAACUUUGAAAAAGCUUUGAAAUUCCUCGAGGAUGCUUACAAUAUGGAGCACAAACUAGGACCCGGCAGACAAAGCCAAGACUACGAAGAACUGAAGAGGGAGAUAGUGGAUGUUCUGAAAUCCAUGGGUGAAGACGAAGAUGCGAUUGUCCGGUGGGAACAACAAUUUGCAGAAACAGACAAACAAAAAACAGAGUGUUAAGAAAGUUGGGCCAACCACAUCAUCACCAGCCACGCUCGGAGACGGUGCUUCCUCGGAAACAGGAACACCUCCUGCCAAGAAAGGACUUCGAAAUUUUUACAUUGCUUAAAACCUUGCAUGAGAUUUCGACGGUUAAACUUUGUGUAAGUUUAUAGUGCAAGAGUUCUCAUCACAUACAAAAGGCCUAUUUAUUCAUUCGCUGCUAAGGUAUCAAAAUACUAAAAUUACCCUGGUGUGCUGCUCCACCCAUUUGGUGGGCAGACAAAAGUAACUGAUAUCGAUUUUCCGGGUAGAGGGACCACCAUUAGUGGUGCAGGAAGUUUCCUGCACCACUAUAGUCACUAGAUAUGGUGACUCUUCCCACAGCACACUCCAAGCAACAAUCUUCUCCUCCACUGAUUCUCACCUUGUCCAAGCCCACAACUCUUUUCCUCCUCUGGCUCUCAGGCCUCUUGGGUUAUUAACCGCCGUUCACUCUUACUUGCCAAUGGGAGAUACAUCAUACUCUACAUUGUCGCCAGUUUUGCAACAUGCCAAUUUGUAUGUGAGCAAGGUAUUUUAAAAGGAGAGGGAUAGUGAUUAUUGAAAUUUCAUUCAUUUUUAAAAUAUAAAUAAAAUAAACAUGUACAGUAUGUGUAAAGAAAAUAUGCCUAAAUCAAGCUUCCAUGAAGAUAUUAAAUUAUAUGAAUAUGGGGAUCCAAGGUCAGUUGUAGCAUUUAUGGUCAUAUUGUGGUAAAAUGUUUCAUUAGAGAAAAUAGAAAUAUGCAGAUUUUAAUAUUUAUGCUGCCACUAUUUCGAUUGACCUUUCAAACCGUAGUAGAAAACAAUAACUGUCGUUGUAUGUAAACUAUUAUGAGAAAUAUGGCGACUUUUCCAGAUUUUCGUUUGAUGUGGUAAAUGUUAGUUGUUGUAUAAUCCUUAGAUAAUGUGCUUUGUGUUUUAGUGAUAGCUAAAUUCAGAUUUGGCAGCCAUAUUGGCUGCCAUUUUGGAUGUUCACAGAGGCUAAAAUUGACAUUUGGUGGUGGCAAUGUAUUUUGACUUUUUAAACUAUAGUAUAGAUAAAAAAUAUUGUUCUAUGUAAAAUAUUAUAGGAAAUUCAAAUUUGGAGGCCAUUUUGGCGGCCAUCUUGGAUUUCUCAAAUUCCCCAAGGGUAAAAUAAUAUUACCCGGUGGAAUAUCAAUCUGGAUCACUUGUAGAGCCACAAUCCACUGGAAACAAUUAUGCACCAAAUUUUGGACGCUUAACCACCAUAGCACCCAGACUAUGAACGCGAUAUGUUCAUGCUAUGGAGCGCCAU
Molecule: messenger RNA, 4141 nt
Organism: Anneissia japonica
Lineage: Eukaryota; Metazoa; Echinodermata; Crinoidea; Comatulida; Comatulidae
Exons: 6
Coding region: 748-2844 (698 amino acids)
Molecular function (GO): protein binding
Source: RefSeq, a predicted model, not a curated record